CUGCCAGUGGAAAAAAAAAAAAAGAAAAAAAAGUGUUGCCCACAUUUAGCUAAAAUCUUAGCAAAGUUUAUCCAGCAUACAGCGUGUUGCCGGGACCUCUGGACCUUGACUGCCAACGUCUGUCGUUUAGCAGCUAAGAUGGCAGAGCUGCGGCAUCGAGGAGCCAAAGACAGCGACCCUCCGUUAGAGCAGCAGCCAUCAGAGGACAAGGGCUCUGACAGCGAGCUGAAGGUAGAGAAAGAUGGAGUCUCAGACAACGAGUCCAAGGUGGACUCGGGAGUCCCAGAGGUCCCUGUGCCUCCUGAUGACACCCCAGAGGUCCUAAACAAGGCGCUGUCUGGACUCUCAUCAAGGUGGAAGAACUGGUGGGUCAGAGGCAUCUUAACACUAGCCAUGAUCUCCUUCUUCUUCUUUAUCAUCUACCUGGGCCCCAUGGUGCUCAUGAUGAUUGUCCUUUGUGUUCAGAUCAAAUGUUUCCAUGAAAUCAUCACCAUUGGGUACAGCGUGUACCACUCCUACGACCUUCCCUGGUUCAGGACGCUGAGCUGGUACUUCCUGCUGUGUGUGAACUACUUCUUCUAUGGUGAGACGGUGACGGAUUACUUCUUUACACUGGUGCAGAGAGAAGAGCCGCUUCGCAUUCUCAGCAAAUACCAUCGCUUCAUCUCCUUUGCGCUCUACCUCACAGGUUUCUGCAUGUUUGUGCUGAGUUUGGUGAAGAAACAUUACCGUCUUCAGUUCUACAUGUUUGGUUGGACCCAUGUGACUCUGCUAAUUGUAGUGACCCAGUCCCACCUCAUCAUUCACAACCUGUUUGAGGGGAUGAUCUGGUUCAUCGUUCCCAUUUCCUGUGUGAUCUGCAACGACAUCAUGGCCUACAUGUUUGGCUUUUUCUUCGGCCGCACCCCACUCAUUAAGCUAUCCCCUAAGAAGACCUGGGAAGGGUUUAUUGGUGGCUUAUUUGCCACCAUUGUCUUUGGCAUCAUGCUGUCCUACGUCAUGGCUGGAUGCCGCUAUUUCGUUUGUCCUGUGGAGUUUAACAACGAUUCCAACAGUUUCCAGGUGGACUGUGAGCCUUCGGAGCUGUUUCAGCUCCAGGAAUAUACUCUGCCAGGAGUCCUGGAGUCUGUCACUGGAUGGACCACAGUCCGUCUUUAUCCAUUCCAGAUCCACAGCAUCGCUCUCUCCUCCUUCGCCUCCAUUGUGGGACCCUUUGGUGGCUUUUUUGCCAGCGGCUUCAAGAGAGCGUUUAAGAUCAAGGACUUUGCCAACACUAUCCCAGGACAUGGAGGCAUUAUGGAUAGAUUUGACUGCCAGUACCUAAUGGCUACAUUCGUUAAUGUCUACAUUGCCAGCUUCAUCAGGGGCCCCAACCCCAGCAAGGUGAUCCAGCAGCUCCUGGCCCUCCGACCAGACCAGCAGCUCUACAUCUUCAACUCCCUGAAGGCUCAUCUGACAGAGAAAGGCUUGCUGCCAGCUGUGGAGGCUUAGAUCCCCGGCCCCCCACAGAGAGCAGCACUCGGGGUGAGGGGCUCCGGGGUCCUUCAACCCUCUGCGCUCUCACAGAAUCAGUUUAUUUAUGAGCGAGGAAAACCGAGAAAAAAACGUUCAGCUUUGGUUCAUUCCAGUUGGAUUUGUUUGGAGCGUUUUGUGUUUCUGUGUCUGUCUGCUUGGUGAAUCCUGUUCCGGACCCCCGUGUUUCCAGAUUUACUGGGUGUGUUACUGCUCAGUCCCUCAUUACCAGUACAGCCCAGUUAUUGUUUUUCUGAUUUCAGCAACACUGUUAAACUAAAUUUUGGUUGGAUGUACAUUUCUACUCGUUUACGCUGUAUCUUCAAAAAUGUUGGUUCAGGUGUGUUCAUGUUUUAUUGUAUGCUGUUUUUCUUUUUGUUUUGUUUUUUAUCUAAAGCUGUUAACACACUGUAAUCUUACCGCAGCGUCACCCUCCCACAUUAUUCUGGUUUUUCACUUUUUUUGUUUGUGAUGCUAUUUAUACAGAGAUGGUUUUAUAUUUCUUAUGUUCUAGUGAAUCUUAACGCUGUCUGUUGUGUUCAGGCGGUUAUGCACAUUUUUGUGUCCGUUCGUUUCAGAAGCUCUAAUACUCGGCCAAUUUAUCACCGUUACAUCAUCAAUUAGUGCCGUGAAUUUAAUUUAAACAUUUGAGUCAGAUAAAUGCCUGAACAGCCUUCUGUGAGCAGAUUGAGUUCACCAAAAAAUCCGUCUGAAGGCUAGCAACCGACCUCUCACCUGUUUCAUAGUGUCCGUCAUUCCUCCUAGUAUUAUUUUAGUGCAGCUGACUUACUGUUUGAUCAGAUGGGCGGGAUGGUAAAUGAUUCCUGCACUGCCAUUGCUUUUCAUGUUGAUGGUCCUGCAGCUUCAUGAAGGUCGUACACUGAACCGCUGUAGUAAUGUUGGACCCGGGCAUAUCUGUUCAUGUUGCACUUUUGCCAAUACCGUUAAAUGUUUUUGUGCGUAAAAUUGUUCAUUCCUCAAGAUUUAAGGUUUUGUUUUUAUUCCAAGUGUGAUUUGGUAGUAAAGCAUAAGCUUAA
Cyprinodon variegatus (sheepshead minnow) is the source of this 2549-nucleotide messenger RNA. RefSeq names its product phosphatidate cytidylyltransferase 2-like (gene cds2). Gene Ontology annotation, molecular function: phosphatidate cytidylyltransferase activity. The transcript has 13 exons. The record is from RefSeq and is a predicted model, not a curated record. NCBI's taxonomy places the organism in Eukaryota, Metazoa, Chordata, Actinopteri, Cyprinodontiformes, Cyprinodontidae. Gene Ontology annotation, cellular component: endoplasmic reticulum membrane. The coding region runs from base 139 to 1491 and encodes 450 amino acids.